Molecule: messenger RNA, 3309 nt
Organism: Exophiala xenobiotica
Lineage: Eukaryota; Fungi; Ascomycota; Eurotiomycetes; Chaetothyriales; Herpotrichiellaceae
Product: calcium/proton exchanger
Exons: 2
Coding region: 461-2833 (790 amino acids)
Biological process (GO): calcium ion transmembrane transport; intracellular calcium ion homeostasis
Cellular component (GO): fungal-type vacuole membrane
Molecular function (GO): calcium:proton antiporter activity
Source: RefSeq, a predicted model, not a curated record
AACAAUUGCAAUCAAUCGGAAACAAUCAAGCAAUCAAUCCGCACAAUAAUCACUUCAAAAACUGAUCGGUGUGCUACAGAAUCCUCUUUCAACAAGUAUCCGCCAUCCGGCUAUCGCUUCAUCGUCAACGUACAUUCCGCCAAGGGACUCGGCACACCUCAUCCGCAGGCGCAACCAGGCUUGACGCGCCUAUGCCGCUAUCUUCACCAAAUCACACAGCCUCCAUUCGUUCCACCCCGUCCCCCAAAGCCCAGGUGGCCUGUGGCUAAGAGAUCCCCAAGACUCUCGCCCUUAGCGGGUGCUCGGCUUCCAGCGACUCUCUUCUAGGGCUUAUUAGAACUCCUCCGCUCUACCUCUGUUCUCGUACAUUCACAUCUCCGCUCCUGCUGCGACCUGCUUUGAAAGCAAGUCUGUACAACACAUUCAUUCACAAUUCCCCUCUACGCCCAUUCAUACGCCGAUGGUCGACUCAGCCGACGAGCCUCCGCUGUCAAAUCGUCUACACUCAUGGGCUAAGACCACGUUUCCAGCAGCGUCGUCCCUCAACCCUCUCCGAUCCCGCCACGAAGAUCUUGUCGAAUCAUCUCGACCCCGAUCCGACGACACCGAUACCACCUCGAAUCAUGCUAGCCACGGACCCUCUGCAGCUCGUCCUGCAACCCCCCAGUCACGUAGAGAUGGAGCGGAUAAAGAGCAACAACAGCCAUCGUCUGUGGACAAGAAAGGAGAUGGAGCGCAAUCUUCCCCCAUAGGAACUCCUGCUACCAAGGUCAAGGCGCCCUUGGUCAACCGUUUCCUCCGAGAUGUCAAGCGCAUCCUCUACUCCAGUUGGAUCAACUGGCUCCUUAUCUUCGUGCCUGUGGGAAUCAUUUUGGGAAUUCUCGUUGAUUGGGCUCAUACCGACUUGGUAAGCCCUACCGUCGUGUUUGCCAUCAAUGCGGUUGCCAUCAUUCCCCUGGCAUCGCUGCUCGCAUAUGCCACGGAAAGUGUGGCGAUCAAGUUGGGAGACACAAUCGGUGCUUUGUUGAAUGUGACCUUUGGCAACGCUGUCGAGCUGAUCAUCUUCAUCAUCGCACUCGCCGCAAACGAAGUCCGCGUAGUUCAAGCCGCUGCCCUCGGUUCAAUCUUGUCCAAUCUACUGUUGAUCCUGGGCAUGUGCUUUGUCGCCGGCGGUCUUCGCUUUCGAGAACAGUUGUAUAAUGCAACCGUGUCUCAAAUGAGCGCCUGUCUUCUCUGCUUGAGUGUCAUCAGUCUUUUGCUACCAACAGCCUUCCAUGCAUCCUUCUCAGACACCAACCGAGCGGACCACGUCGUGUUGAAAGUGUCGAGAGGUACUAGCGUAGUCCUUUUAUUGGUCUACCUCAUCUAUCUGCUAUUUCAGCUCAAGUCGCAUGCUUUCAUGUAUCAAAGCACACCUCAACAUCUGAUCGAUGAAGAGUCUCAUCCUGGUGUUCUUGCCGACAUUUUGAACUCGUCGAGCUCGAGUGAUAGCUCCAGCUCGAGCAGUUCCGACACAGACUCUAGCUCUGGUUCACAUACCACUGCGAAACGCUUCCGACGCGCUCUUCGUCGUAAGAGACGCAAGUCAACCUCAAGCACCAAGGACAACUCAUCACUCCCGGCACUUACCCGAAGUCCGUCUGUCCUGACUGGGCCUGGCGGUUCGGUGAAUCAGACCACCUCCCUUGCAACUCAAGACCUGGAGCCUGUCUUUAGUGGCGACGAGGCCGAUGUUGAUGGCGAGGGCAGGACCGGUAGACGACGUUCUCGAACCCGGGCUGUAUACACACGGGAUUUUGAGAUUGCGGCCCACGCGGACCACUUGUCUGAGAAACCCAAAAAGCAUAGCAAAAAGUCCAAAAAGUCCAAACGCUGGAAAAAGGAGAAAAUGCAAGACCAGGAGAAGGCGCCUGCGAUCGAAACACAGACGGCAAGUUCCCUCUCCACAUUGAACACGCUGUUGCCCCAAGUUGGUUUCGCAAACGAGGUCCAAGAGGUCCCGGCCGACGGCACAGCUCGCAAACCUUUCAAUAUCCGCAAUAUUGGAGAGGCAGUCAAGCCAGCAUUCAGCUCAACAGUAUUCCCUCAUCAUGAAGCGCUCGGAAGAUCAUUGGCAAUUCCGAUUCGACCUCUUUCACAGCCAAGAUCCAGCUCCCGGGGCCUGCGUCGGACCUCCUCAAUGCCAGACAUGAUCCAUCCCACCAUCUCAAAUAAUCCUCGGUUAUCAACUUUGAACAGUCCAACCCUUCCGGUGAUCACUGCAACUUCUGAACCAGGAGCCGAGGCAGCGACUGAAGAGGUUGUGGAAACUAAAGAGCAUCUCUCGCGUACUUCGGCCAUCAUCCUCCUCUUGUCUAGCACAGCCCUUGUUGCCCUCUGCGCCGAGUUCCUGGUCGGAAGCAUUGAUUACCUCGUUUCGAACAGUGGUGUCAGUCAGGCAUUUGUCGGUCUUAUUAUUCUUCCCAUCGUCGGCAAUGCCGCUGAACAUGUCACAGCCGUGACCGUUGCGGCCAAGAACAAGAUGGAUCUUGCCAUCAAUAUUGCGCUGGGUAGCAGUAUUCAGAUUGCUUUGUUCGUCACUCCACUCAUGGUCAUCCUCGGCUGGAUCAUCAAGACAGAUAUGAGUCUGUAUUUCAGUCUUUUCGAGACAGUCAGCUUGUUUGCCAGUGCCUUCAUCGUCAGCUUCCUGAUGAUUGACGGGCGCAGCAACUAUCUCGAAGGCGCAUUGUUGAUCGCAGCUUAUGUGAUCAUUGCAGUGGCUGCAUUUUUCUAUCCCACCUGCGACCUGAGUUCGGCCAGUGGACCACUUGAGGGAACUAAUCGAAUUUGCUAAGGCGCGGUCUGCAUGAUGGCUGUGUUGGAUUUUGGUUUGUCGAUCAAGGAGCUGUUGUCACUGGGUCGUCGGGUCUUUCGGAGGGAAGACAGGGACAUGGAGAUGUCAGGAAGACUGCCGGCUCAAAAGUCAUGAGCUCGUUUACCCGUUUGUUGCGAUCAUAUCAAUACUAUCGUGUGGUUCGGCAGCCGUGUUGUGAGCUGCUCCAUUCGAUAUCAUUCAUUACUCUCGGAGGUUGGUGCAUGGCGUGUUGCUGUUUAUAUAUUCACAUUCGUUACACCGUCGCGGUUCGCUCUGCUUCCUACAAAGGGGCAGCUGCUGAAGACCGCUUGAUGGGCACGGUUGACUAAUUCAAUCACAAUACGAUUGAAGCGUACUCGAUGCUCGAGUCAAUCAUGGUCGUGUAUUCUUGUUAUCGUUCAGGUAGAUUACUCGAAAGAUUGACGGACAAGUCCAUUGAUGGACGUUGAGAUUCA